AUGCUUCGGAAUGAAUGGGCCGGCUCGACCGGAGUGAUACCACAGAAAACCGGCGUGAAACAACCACAGCGUUAUGCUUCACCGUUAUCAAUACCAACAUGGACAUUGCAAGAGACGCUGGUUGGCCUGGCUUUUGUUUUAGCAGCCUACCUGAUUCUAGUCAUGAAGGUUUUACCUUCAUACAUGAAAAAUAGAGAGCCUUUUCAAUUGAAAAACUUGAUGUUGGCGUAUAAUGCAUUCCAAGUCGCCUUCUCAGUCUACGUAGUGUUCAUCGUCGUGCGCGAAAUCUACCCAUACUUCAUAGCUAAGCACUUGGAUCUUCUGGACACAGUAUUCUUUGUCCUUCGCAAAAAGGAUAACCAAAUAACUUUCCUCCACUUGUACCACCACACUUCUAUGGUGGCCUGGACCUGGUUGCACUUCAUGUACCAUCCUACUGACAACUUUGUGGUUGUCGGCAUGUUGAACAGUUUCGUCCAUGUCCUAAUGUAUGCUUACUAUGGAAUCUCGUCCUUGGGUCCCGCUUACGCGAAGUACAUCUGGUGGAAGAAGCAUUUGACUAAAGUUCAACUGAUCCAGUUCAUCCUUGUGGUCUCCCAUCUCCACUACCAGCAAAAGCUGUCUCCUUGCCCUAUUCCAAGCUUCUUUCACAACUUCUGCAUGUUCCUUAUCUGUUCUUUUUUCGCCCUUUUCAUGAACUUCUACAUCAACAGCUACAGAGGGAAAAAGAAAAAUGUUGAGAAACAGAAGAUUGAACUUGCUGAAUCGAAUGCUAAUGAGAGAUUAUUGAAAACUCAAUAG
This is a messenger RNA of Spodoptera exigua (beet armyworm), 801 nucleotides long. Lineage: Eukaryota; Metazoa; Arthropoda; Insecta; Lepidoptera; Noctuidae. The record is from the annotation of a GenBank genome assembly.